Molecule: messenger RNA, 1026 nt
Organism: Dissoconium aciculare CBS 342.82
Lineage: Eukaryota; Fungi; Ascomycota; Dothideomycetes; Mycosphaerellales; Dissoconiaceae
Exons: 3
Coding region: 1-1026 (341 amino acids)
Biological process (GO): mitotic sister chromatid segregation
Cellular component (GO): spindle midzone; chromosome passenger complex; chromosome, centromeric region
Source: RefSeq, a predicted model, not a curated record
AUGGCUUCGCGAGAUGUACACACGCCGGAGCCCGUCGCGUCGAGUCGCAGCGCGGGCAUCUCAGAGGUACAAAAGCAGGCCUUGGUAAACAAUCUACAACUUGAAAUCACUGAACGAGCGCGCAAACUACGAACCCAAUAUGCUUUACAGGCGCAGGGAUUACGGACACGACUCGAGAUGCGCAUUAAUCGGAUACCACAGGCGCUUCGAAAGCGCACCAUGCAAGAGCUUGUAGACGAACAAGGCGUCCGAACGAAGCCUGCACCAACUGCACCAGUGCCUAUCACGGCCAGGAUACCAGCAGCACUCUCAGUAGAGCCCACUGCGGUUCCUCGGAAGACUACGACUAAACGCAAGAGUGAGGUCAUGUCUAAGGUGGACGACAAAGAAAACAAUCAGCCCAUGGAGCAAGAGAUUGCGAACCCAAAGAAACGUACAAAGACGGCUGCUGCGAACAGUGCAACGGCCAACAUCAAAGCCACGCGCACGGUCUCGCGACGAGGGGGACCAACCGCAGUCCUAUCACCACGAUCGCACAACUCUCGCACUAUGCCCCGUUCGCCGAUCAAAUCAGAUAAUCCCGUCAACGAUAGCAGGACAACAACCACGACGUCACGCACCGUGGUCAGUGCCAACAAGCCGACCGCCGCUGCUGCACGUGCUGCUAGCCGACAAGCAGCAACUCGGACAGUCUCUGCUACCGCUACGGAUCACGACUCACGACCGAGCGACGCCAGUAACAACAGCGUCACAACCACCAUCGUCAAAUCCAGCAGCACGCGAGCGAAGAAUAAAGCCAGCGCUGCAACUCGGACUGCCGUCGCAACCACAGCCAAAUCAAGUCGAGCUCCUGCUGCACGGAAAGCGACGGCUGCAACGAGAGCGGGGAGUGGCACUGAAAGUGACAGUCGUAAUGACACUAUUGCAGUGUCGUCUGCUACAACUGCUGGAGGACGAAAGGCCACGACAGUGACCGCUACGACCACGAAAGCUGCAACGGGUCGCUCAUUACGGAAGAGAAAUUGA